AUGAGAGUGGAAAAAACAGAAAAUCCUAGGGUGGUCCUAAGUAGACUUAAACAAGAGUUGACGCAAAAGGAUGCUGAAGGAGGCUUCAAAAAUAUUAGACAAUUACAAUCAGGGGCAGUAAUAGUAGAAAGCCACACUGAAAGCCAACAACAGAAACUGAAAAAUAUAUUGAAAGAUAAGAACGACAUAACAAUCAAAACAUCAGAUGGAAUCGAUAAUAUGUUCAUGGUCACAGGAAUUGAAAAAGGAUACGAGGCAAAAGAAUUCAUAGUUGAAGUCAUAAGGCUGACUAAUGAAAUUGAAGCUGAAUUAAACUAUAGUGUUACAGAUAAAAUCAAGCCAGGAUUUUCAAACAUAAACAGGGAACAAAUUGAUGCUGAUGAGUCUGACACCUAUGGCUCUUUCAAGCAAAUGGAGGAAUACAACAGAAUAGCUCUACUCCAUCAAAACGUCCAGUCGCUUGGAAACUCAAUAAAUGAGGUAAACCAGAUGAUAGCAAAUAAUAGUGACUGUAAAUUAAUUUGCAUCACUGAACACUGGAAGAGUCAAAACCAAAUUAUCAACUAUGCAAUUAGGAACUUCAAGUUAGCAUCGUAUUUUUGCAGAAAACUAGGGAAGCAUGGUGGGAGUGCAGUUUAUGUGAGGGUGGGAGUUCAGUGCUCGGAAAGGUUAGAUAUAAAAUCAUUAUCUGUGGAAGGUUCCCUUGAGUGUGCUGCAGUAAAAUGUUCCUUAUAUGGGUUUAAUUUCAUAAUGUUGUCAAUAUAUAGACCACCAUCUGGUAAUAAGCAUGUGUUUUUAGAAAAAAUGGAACGAAUUCUACUGAAAAUCCGCGAUGACAGUGCUACAAUUUUCAUAGCCGGUGAUUUCAAUAUAGAUUUUUCUCAGGAAAGUCUGAACAAACAACUCUUAUGUUCACUUUUAAAUUCAUAUGAUUUACAUCAAACUAUAUUCCAAUACACACGCAUAACAUCCACCAGUGGAACUUGUAUUGACAAUAUUUUCACCAAUACCUCAACUUAUGUAUCCAAUGUCAUUAAUUCAUUAAUCUCAGAUCACACUGCUCAAAAAAUAACAAUGAAGGUUAAUAGGAACAAUCUUGGUGAUGUUAUACAGAAAAGGAUAUUCAGUUCAGAAAAUAAAGAAUUUUUUUAA
Molecule: messenger RNA, 1152 nt
Organism: Acanthoscelides obtectus
Lineage: Eukaryota; Metazoa; Arthropoda; Insecta; Coleoptera; Chrysomelidae
Source: the annotation of a GenBank genome assembly